This is a messenger RNA of Pollicipes pollicipes, 957 nucleotides long. RefSeq lists its product as uncharacterized. NCBI's taxonomy places the organism in Eukaryota, Metazoa, Arthropoda, Thecostraca, Pollicipedomorpha, Pollicipedidae. Gene Ontology annotation, molecular function: structural constituent of chitin-based larval cuticle. The transcript is spliced from 6 exons. Gene Ontology annotation, cellular component: chitin-based extracellular matrix. The coding region runs from base 1 to 957 and encodes 318 amino acids. The record is from RefSeq and is a predicted model, not a curated record.
AUGAGGCUGGUCUUCGUUCUGCUGGCGCUGGCCGUCACUGCGCUCCCCUCCCCCGUGUGGGGGGAGGGGGCGCAGGUGGAUGGCUUGAACUUCUCCUUCGAGGACGACAGCGAGAAAGAGAAGGAAGUGAUCCUGCUGGAUAUAGGCGCCGAGAAAAGAUUCGACUUCAGGUUCGACAAUAAAGACGGCACGUACCAGCACGGCUACCAGUCCGGGCGGCUCGGCGACGACGGCGGCUACAACUUCAAGCACGAGUACAAACAGGAGGACGGGGUGCGGUUCGGCCAGUACGGCUACGAGCUGCCCGACGGCACCAACCAGACAGUCAACUACGUGGCCGAUGCCAACGGCUACCGCGUGCUGGCCGAGGGCCAGAAGUACGUCCCAGUCAGCGAGCGCGAGCUGGAGCGGCGGCGCGGUAUCCUCGAGGACAUCCAGGCCGAAGAGGAGGAGCAGGAGCCGCUUAAUCUGGACCUCACUCUCCUGGAACGCAUCGCUGACCCGGCCGAGGUGGAGCUGGAGUCGGAUCCGGCCGUGGCACUGUCGGCCGCCAAACCGCUGCAGCCGCACUCGCAGCUCGACCCCGACACGAACGCCUUCCAGUUCGGCUUCCGCUCGGCCUCCGACGACGGCGUGCUGUACCGGCACGAGGAGCGCGACGAGGAGGGCGUGGUGUCCGGCCAGUACGGCUACCGCCCCGCCGGCGGCGCGCCGUGCUUGUCUCGUGGCGCCACCGUCGACUCUGUGAGGCCCUACUUCCGUCCGCACGUGCCCCAGCUCUCGGCCGUGCUGCCGUACGGCGCCCUCGUCCCCUACGCCGCCGUCCCGUACGCGGCCGUGCGCAGUCCCGCUGCGCAUGUUCAGCAGCGCCCGCGACCGGUCCUGUACCAGCGGCCGCUGCCGUACCCGGUGUACCGGUACCCGCAGUAUCGGGCUGCGGCCGAGGGUGCGCACUGA